GUACCGUGUCGCGGCGCCGGGCGGCUGGCGCGUCCUUUGCGCAUUGACUGGAAGGCGACCGCUGGAGCCGCACGUAUCGAAGUCCGCGUUUGCGUGUUUAUCAGUGCAUUGUUUAGUUGACUGUGCGUAGUUGCUCGAUAGCGGAGCGCCCCACUGGGCUGAUCGCCAGCAUGGACGCGCUCUUGGCAGCGCUCGUCGCUCUCAUGGCAUUAGCCGCCGCGAUGGCCGCCGUGCUGAGCACGCUCUCUAAGGCGGCGAUAUUCGCGAUCCUCGCGAUAGCGCCCUGCGUGUACCGUUACAGGAAAUGGAUUUAUGUGAUCGUGAAAACCCUGCCGCGGGACACCAAAUUUCUGUGGCGGUAUGCAAACGGCAUGAUUCGCUCCAAACGCUGGGGCCGACAGAAUGCUACGGUGGCAGACCUGUUCACGAAGCGAGCGCUGAGGUACCCUGACGCACCCUGCUUUAUCAUGGUCGGUGAUAAGACUUGGACCUUCCAAGAGGUUGCUGACUUCUCUAACCAAAUAGCGAGGGUGAUGCAAGAACAAGUGGGCUUGAAGCGCGGUGACGUGGUGUGCGUAUUCAUGCCCAACUGCGCCGAGUACAUCGGUACGUGGCUGGGGAUGGCCAAGCUUGGUGCUGUGUCAGCGCUCAUCAACAGCAACCUUCGUCACAAGCCGCUCUUGCAUUGCAUACAAGUGGCGAAAGCUAAGGCGAUCGUUUAUUCUGACUCACUAGCUGAUGCCGUGGCAGAGUUAAAGGACCAGCUACCUCCAGAGCUGAAACACUUCCAGCUGUACGGCAACAGUGCGACCGGCGCCAUCGACUUGCGCGCCGAGAUGUACAAGCAGCCGCCGGAGUACCCCGUCGUGACAGACAAGCCCCAGUACAAAGACACGCUGCUGUACAUCUACACAUCAGGCACCACUGGAAUGCCUAAAGCUGCCGUACUGCCCAAUUCAAAAUACUUGCUGAUAGUGGUGGCGACGGUCCACAUGCUGGGCCUGCGCUCGACCGACGUGCUGUACAACCCGCUGCCGCUGUACCACACGGCGGGCGGGCUGGUGGGCACGGGCGCCGCGCUGGUCGACGGCAUACCCUCCGUGCUGCGGUCCAAGUUCUCCGUCACCAACUACUGGACCGACUGCAUCAAAUACAACUGUACGGUAGCACAAUACAUCGGCGAGAUGUGCCGCUACCUGGUGUCGGUGGCGCCGCGCCCCACCGACUCACAGCACCGCGUGCGCAUCCUCGUCGGCAACGGCAUGCGCCCGCACAUCUGGCAACAGAUUGUUGACAGGUUUAAAGUGCCGCAAAUAAAUGAAAUAUACGGCGCGACGGAGGGAAACGCAAACAUAAUAAACGUGGACAACACGGUGGGAGCAGUGGGCUUUCUUCCCAAGCUGGUGCCCACCUGCCUCCACCCCAUCGCGCUGGUGCGAGCCGAUGACAGCGGCGAACUGGUGCGCGGGCCCGACGGGCUCUGUAUACGGUGCAAGCCCAACGAGCCCGGCAUGUUCAUCGGACUCAUCGCACAGGGCAACGCGUCCAGGGAGUACUACGGAUAUGUUGACAAGAGCGACAGCAACAAGAAGCUAGUCCGCGACGUGUUUCGCGCGGGCGACGCUGCGUUCGUGAGCGGCGACAUUCUAGUCGCAGACGAGUUCGGCUACCUGUACUUCCGCGAUCGCACCGGCGACACGUACAAGUGGAAGGGCGAGAAUGUCGCCACCGCUGAGGUGGAGGACGCCAUCCGAGCCGCGCUCAGCCAGCCCGCUGUCGUCGUGUACGGCGUCUCCGUGCCGCAGACGGAAGGCCGCGUAGGCAUGGCGGCGGUGACGGUGCCAGCAGAUAAGCUCGACCUGAAGGCGCUCGCCCGCGCGCUCGACCACUCGCUGCCGUCGUACGCGCGCCCGCUGUUUCUGCGCCUCAUGUCGGACAUCGAGAUCACAAGUACAUUCAAAUUAAAGAAACGACAAUACCAGAAGGAGGGCUUCGAUCCUGACGUCAUCAAGGAGCCUCUGUACUUCAGAUCGGGAGACGACUUCACGCCGCUCACUACACAGCUUUUCACCGAUAUUUGCAAUGGUCGCAUUAAGCUAUAGACUAUUUCCACAGUACAAUACAAUUAUCAUCAUUAAUUAUCUUUAUUUGUCGAGAAGAAAGUGAUAGUAAUAAAUAUCCGGAUGUAUUGUAAUUAAGCUUCUCCAUGAUGUUAUUUAGCGCUCUGUAACGUUGGAGGAAGUUAGGAGAAGAAUAAAAGACCAAAGAGAUGCAUACCUAAGAAUAUUCAAAUCAUUGUACGUAUUUGCGAUGGGCCGUUAGUGUGUUUGAGGUCAUAUAUAAUUUAGAAGAAAUUGUCGUCAGUAUUUUUUGUUUUGAUCUGAAUAUUACAAGUUAGGUUGUACGUAUUACAGUGUGGGCUGAUGUAAGAACACAAAGUGGUCUGAAUCAGGAAUUCAGUCCCGAACUUUUUCUGGUGCGCCUUAGUUUUAAUAACCUAUGGCCAAUGUUAAAGUCGAUGUAUAACCUCGGCCAUACUUGUAUGUAACAGAACAAAUAUUAUAAAUGCGUAUUGGAAUAUAUUGCAUGGUAUGGAAUGGUAUGGAAUGCAGUCUGAGUUCUGAUAAAAUCCAAUGGGGGGGUGAUAGCUUGUCCAGUACUUGGUAUUCUGCCCUAGCUAUGAAAUUAUGACUUCAGUAUAAUAACUAUAUCAUCUUAAGGGCUGUGGCGAAUUUAUUGGAUUGUCAUCCAAUGAAUUGGUGAUGAUUUUGACGUGACGAUUUUUUUCUCGUGUGUCCCACAGUAAAAUCGUGACGUUGUAAUUUUGGGUCGUCGGCCAGUGGCAAAAGGCCCCAACACCCUAUGGUUUCGCUACUGUAAAAAGUAAAAAAAAUAAGUUUCACACCAAAAGAAUAUUAAAUUAAAGUUUACAAAUAUCUCAAAUCACCUACAUUUCAAUUGCACGUGAUAUUAAUGGGGAAAUAAGAUUUUAUAAAUAUUUGUUAUGAGUUAGUCGGUCUGAGACCCUGAUUUAAAAAGGUAAUGUUUUCUAGAUCAAGUAUAUUCAACCAUCAUAUUAAAUUAAUCCACUGAUAACUUAGUGUCCUGAAAUGUUUUAGAAAUUCUGCUCUCCAAAAUGUGCAUAAAGUAAACCUAAAGGAGUAGGUUUUAAGGAAUAUGGCAAUACAAACACUCGAACACGUACCAAACGCCUCUCAAAAAGUGGGGGUAACAGAGAAAAAUUAGUUAUGUAAGUAGUGGGGUUUUCAAGGUAUAUCUUUAAUAAUAUGUGAAGGCUUAGUUCUAAUUUAAAUAAAUUCUUCUGUAUAUUGUGAUUUGUUUAAAAUACCUAUACUGAUUCGUAAUAUCACAAGUCAAUUUAGUAGAUCAUAUUACUGUUAGGCCUUUUUUGAAUUCCCAUUAACAUGCUACGCUUAGUAAAAAUUGUAGGUACAAAAUGUAUUAAAGUAAUUAUUUAAAAUAUUGUGUUUUUAGAAAUUACCGUAGGAGUCUGGUAAAUUUAUCUCAGGAAAAUCGUUCUGUGUUGAUGUUGUCGACAUAAAUUAUACAUACAAUAUAGGUUAUGUAGGUAUAGCAUGUAAAAAAUACCCUGUCCGAUCCUAAGGGACCAAUAUAACUCGAACCGUAACGAAUGUGAUGUGAAAAAUGUGAGAAUUUUGUUCCUCAAUUUCCAAUUCACGUUCCGUUCCUCAAAAAAACUGGAAAAUUGGACAAUAGUGACAAAAUUUAUUUAUAUCUACGAAGCACAUCUUGCAUUCUCACCGGACCGAUUAGACCUUCAAACUGUGGCGCACUGUAAAAGGCCUGAGGCGGGCUCGUGACGUCGCUUCUUGUGAUGCCAUAAACUUUUCUCCGUUUUGGAGCAUUAAGAACCUAAGGAUUUAAUUUAUAGAGCUAAUUCACGAUGCCUAUGCCCUUAACGAUCGGUCAGCGUAUUUUUUACUUACUGCCUCGAAUCGUGAAUGACAAACAUGUGCAUGUUUAUGUACCUACAGCCUGCAAUAACCUUGGCAGAAAAGUCUUCAUGGGUAAUUCUUAUAUACAGAAUGGUAGUUGUGUAUUUUGUUUGCGAAUGUUGUCUACACCAAGUCUUCGUUUUUAUUAUACACCAGAUUUAAAUUGAGGAGGUUGCGCAAAAACAACCAAUUAUGAAAAUUUCAUUAUUAAUUGAACUUAAUCGACCAACUUUGAGAGGCACUUUGUAGGACGAGUUCCUUGCGUGCCCCACAGAGUUAUUAUGUUAACAAGUCCACUUACCAUCAGGUGUGCCAUCCAUUCAUCCGUUGGUCUGAUUUAUUCAAUUACAAUUGUUGGAUUGUAACAUUAUAAUUCCGUUAAUUUGAAAUCAUGAAUAUGUUGUAAAACCAAAUUAUAUUGUUCCGCUAAAUCAUAGCAACCUUUUUUCUAUCUUUUGCGCAACAUCUUAUAGCUAUGGUGAGAUUAGGUAGUUGUAAAUCGAGUUUGCUAUUUAAUAGAUAUUCAAUUCAAUAAAUAUAAUAAAGGUCUUAAAGAUCAUUUGACAAAAUAAUGCUUUAAAUGAAAUAAACGAACAAACUCCUUCACAAUCAGGAAAUAUGAUGAUGUGUAAACCCCUUAAUUUUUAAAAUUAUCGAUAUACAUAAUUAUAUGUAUUUUAUUGCAUACAUCGGUUUCAAUUUGGCAUUCCAUCGUAAUAAAUCUUUUGUCGAUACAGCUUUUCAUCUAACUAAACUAUUCUACCACUAAACAAGUAUAUUAUGUCUUAAAAAAUACAUUUCCUGGCUUGGAGCUGAAUCUUUUUUAAGUGUUACGUUUUCUCCUUUUUGUAGAUUACAUUCCGCAUUCUAGUCUUUUUAGUUAAUUUUUGACGUUCCUAGACUCAUAGGCGAAAUAUUUGUUAGACAUUUUUUUUUGUUGAAUACAUUAAAAACUAUUUCGUGCCUUGGUACAAGGACCGCAAUGGAACUGGGCUCAAUUGCUCUUAAAUUUAAUUAUUGUAAGUUGUAAAUAAAUACUUACAAAACA
Molecule: messenger RNA, 5025 nt
Organism: Bicyclus anynana (squinting bush brown)
Lineage: Eukaryota; Metazoa; Arthropoda; Insecta; Lepidoptera; Nymphalidae
Product: long-chain fatty acid transport protein 4
Exons: 12
Coding region: 171-2102 (643 amino acids)
Biological process (GO): triglyceride homeostasis
Cellular component (GO): endoplasmic reticulum
Molecular function (GO): long-chain fatty acid-CoA ligase activity; long-chain fatty acid transmembrane transporter activity
Source: RefSeq, a predicted model, not a curated record